UUCAAAUUUAACCGCCUGCGUAGAACAAUUUGCGCACAAUAAACGAAGAAGUUUUCUAUUUUACUUUAUUGCUGUUCCCUUAUUGGUCGCCAAUUCAACAUUACCGUCAUCUGCCGAAUUAAUUUUACAAACUAAUUAACUCCGAAAGAGAGUUUGAUCUAAGUGUGUAUUAAUAUUAAAUAAAACUAGUAUAUAUAUCUCAUUUUAAAAUCAUACUUUUUAACUUAUAAUACAUAUAUUUUCACAUGUUACUUUGUUAUCACGUAUUAUUAUAAAUAAAUUCAGAAUAAUAUUUUCCAAUGGAGAACGUAGCCGAUACGAAAGAAAAUUUGGCACAAUCAAUACGACUUUUGAAUCAAGAAAGUACGCAAAGAAAAUCAUUUUUAAGAUUAAGUACUAAAAGUACUACACCAAAGAGAAUAUCUUUGCAACAAAGUGCUCAUUCUCGCAAAGAUGCCGAAGAUACACUCAAUCAACUCAAUGAUACACAAAGCCCAAGAAUAUCUUCCAGAAGUUAUGUUAAUACAAAGAUGAUGAAGGGUCAUAAUUAUUCUGAUAUAGAUAUAUCUUUGACUGUAGCACCUCAUGAAUUACGUGAUAUAAUGGCAUGUUCAGAAAAGAAUGAUAUGACCAUGCGAGAAAUCAUGGAAGAUAGUAGUGUAACAGGAAUUAUUUUGAAAGCCAACGAACCAUGGCGGGAAGUUAAUACUAAAUUGUAUUAUGAUUUCUUACAAUGCAUACAAGCACAUCUUUCUGAACUACAAGUGUUCGAUACUAUUGCUGAUUUUAUACAAAGUUGUACUGAUACUUUGGAAAUAAUGAGAGGUAUGCAAGCUAAGGUCGAAAAUACAGCCUUAUCUAUGGAAGAAAUAUCAUUAGAAAAUGAAAGAAACACAUGGAGACUCAUAUAUUGUCUUUAUCAAAAUAGGGUAAACGCAUCAAAUUUUGAUACUAUGAUAGAAGAUAAUUCCAAUGUAACUUAUAUAUCAGAGAAAAAUGUAAUAGAACAUUUAUAUAAAACUGAAAGACAAGUAAGAGAAUAUCAAUUGAUUAUAGAUUGGUUAGAAAAAAAUGCAUUAGAUCAAGCUAAUAGAUCGCCAAGUAUAGAAUGUUUUACCGAUAAAACUGUUGCUUGGGAAAAUACAUUGUAUCAGUUGCAAAAUAAGAAUAUGGGAAUGGCUUUUGGAUCUUCCAGGCCAUUAAUAACUUCUAUGGAUCCUGAUGCUCCUAUAAGAGAAGGCAAACCUAUUCAUGAUUUAGAUAAGGAAGAUGACAUUAGACUUGAAAAAAGAAUGUUUAUAGAAGUACGUUGUGGUUGUCUUCAAAAAGCGCAAGCUUUAUCAAUUCAUUGUGGUCAACCGUGGAGAGCUGCAUGUUUAUUAGGAUGGGUACCUCAUCACGAUCCAAAUUAUAGUAAUCCUCUGACAGAUACUAAAUUACCAAUUAUAGGUAAUCCUAAUAGAGAUCUUUGGAAACAAUGUGCUUGGGAACUUUCGCAGGAUAAGCGUGUAGGUCAGUUUUAUCGUGCUAUUUAUGCCAGUCUUUGUGGAAAUGUUCAACAAUUAUUACAAGUAGCUAUGUCUUGGCAAGAUGCAUUGUGGGCUUAUAUGAAAGGUCUCUUGGAUGUUAAAGUUGAAGCAGAAUUAAGAGAUACAAUGCCAAAAAAUCAUGCACCAAUGCCCGAAGAAUAUUGGAAGAAUAAUAUUUCGUUAGAGGAAAUAUUUAAGGAACUUCAUGCAUCCAAAAAUGAAUUGAUACGCACUCAAGCUAAUACACCGGAUCAUCUUAUACAAAAGUAUUUAAUAUUAGAUCAAAUUCCAAAGUUAAUGGAAGAAAUAGAAACAAUGAUUGAUCUAGGAACUUGUGAUCCUCAGUUUUUAAGAUUCUUAGCGCAUUUAAUUCUAUUUUUACGACAAACUGGAAAAAAUAUGAAAGAUAAAAUAGGAGAUAAAGUAUUACAGGCGUAUGUUAGAGUUCUUAUCAAAAUAGGCGAUCCAAUCUUGAUUGCAUUUUAUACAGCUACCUUACCACAGGAAGAUCAAAUAUCAAAUUAUGCCUCGUAUUUAGAAAAUAUUACCAAUUUCGAACAACGUAAGAGAUGUUUGACUGCUGCCGAAGAUGCUAAUUUGAAUGUUGAAGCUAUUACAAAGACAGUUGUUGAAAGUAUACGUCAAAAGAAUACAGAGGUUAAAUCUGAGGAUUUAAAGGGUGCUCUCACAGAUGCCGAUUCGGAAAAAAUCAAUGCUUUGGAUUGGAUUAUUUUUUAUCGGAACCAGCGAGAGGAAGCAUUGUGGCAAACUAAUGCACUAAUAAGAUAUUUUCUUACCAACGACAAAAUCGAUGCUGCUCGCAAAGCUUUUAAUAAAAUCCCACCAGAUUCUAUUGAAUCAGUUAUGUCCGAUUAUUCAACUAUGGAAAAUACACUCGUAAACCUUACAAUGACUGAUAAUUUAUCAAAAAAAGCAUCAAGUACUAUUAGAGAAUUUCUUUGUUAUAAAACAUAUCUUGACGCACAGGAAGGCUUUUCGGAAUGGUUUCAUCACUUCCAUCAUGGUAAACCAACUCCAUUGGAAGAUUUAUCAGUGUAUGCAACAUUCACUGAAAAAGUUGCUUAUGAUCAUAAGAAGGCGCAAUAUAAUACUGAAUUAGAUAGAUGGAAAUGUACUAUGCAACAUCAUACCAAAGCAGUCAAGCAGCUUUUAUUUAACGUUCUUUUAUUUCCUGAUGGUGGUUGGCUCGUCGAUACCAACAAUAAUUCACACGAAGUUGACGAUAAUGAAUCAAAUGAAUCAUCAAUACAGGAAGAAGAAGUAUUAAGGGAAUAUCAAUUAAAAAAAUUACGCAAAUUAUGCAUUCCCAAAAUUGCAUUAUUGUUACAUACUGUCAUGUCUGAAAUGAAUGAACAUGCCGGUUGUAUACAAUUAGCCGAUAUCCUUGCGUGCGAGCAAUAUCAAUUGUUUGAAGUAUUCCCUAAAGGACGACUUCGUGAAAUAUUUAAAAAAAUUUGCGAAUCCUCCCUCAUUCUGAUGGAUCAGAAAAAGGAUCCAUGGGGAUAUCCAAAGUAAAGUAGCUGUAAAAUAUUUUUAUUGUAAUUUGUUCUAAUAUACAAAUCUUUUUAUAAAAUCAGUUUAUUGUCAACCACAAGAAGUGAAUAUAAAAUUUGAUACAAUGUUCAAUAAUUUAUAUUAAACAAUUAAUACAUUUUUUACCAAAUAAGUAUUUAUUUUUAGAUGUUUGUUUUAUGUAGUUGCAAAUAAAUGCAGUGUAAUACGUCGGAGAUGUCUAGUAGAUUCAUGGAGAAUAAUAUAUGAUAGGAAUGACGAAUAAAUCGAUCGUGAUUAAUCGAUCGUGAUCAAUCGAUCGUGAUCAAUCGAUCGUGAAGCGAUUUUGGCCGAUCAUAGCUGACAGGAGACGAUUUUGAAACGCGAACGUAACUUAUUGUUAGUCGCUUUUAUGGAACAAACGGUCGUGGUUUAUGUUUUACAUGUGUUAAGUAUUGUGUUAAGAUUAUUAGGUUAAUUCCGACAUAUUUUUAAGAAAAAUAGUCGAUUAUAUAUAUUUUUGAUGAAGUUGGCCUCUGAUAUAUGGAGUUUUAAGUGUAAAGAAACUUGGUGGAGAAGUUAUUAAGAAGGGACAAUAACAAGUAAGAACAACUAAUAUCUUUGUUUUAAAUUUUUCUUCUUUCUCUUCUUUCUUUCUUUUUUCUUUUUUUUUAAUAUCACUAAUUUCAUAAAUUGCAAUUGCCCAUAAUUCUGUUGUCUUCGAAAACAAUCUGUAUUUUUCUAUUUGCAUUCUUAGCGUCAAUCAGGACCAUCCUUAUUCUUGUAAAAUAUUUGAAUAAUUAUAAUAAUGGUAGCAUAACUAUAGUUACAUGCUAUUGUUGUAAUAGUUAUCAUGAAUAUAUGUUGUACUAUUUAAUAAACGUGCAGAACA
Molecule: messenger RNA, 3933 nt
Organism: Polistes canadensis
Lineage: Eukaryota; Metazoa; Arthropoda; Insecta; Hymenoptera; Vespidae
Gene: Nup107
Product: nuclear pore complex protein Nup107
Exons: 6
Coding region: 300-3065 (921 amino acids)
Biological process (GO): post-transcriptional tethering of RNA polymerase II gene DNA at nuclear periphery; regulation of DNA-templated transcription; mRNA export from nucleus
Cellular component (GO): nuclear pore; nuclear pore outer ring
Molecular function (GO): structural constituent of nuclear pore
Source: RefSeq, a predicted model, not a curated record